AGAAUUACAAUGGCUGACCGAUUUGACUGUGACCAUUGCAAAGAAUCCCUGUAUGGCCGCAAGUACAUCCAGUCUGAUGACAGUCCCUACUGCAUCCCUUGCUAUGACAGCUUGUUCUCGAACACAUGUGACGAGUGCAAAGAACUGAUUGGCCAUGACGCAAGGGAACUCUUCUACGAAGACCGGCAUUAUCAUGAGCACUGCUUCCGCUGCUUCCGCUGCGAUCGUUCUCUGGCAGAUGAGCCCUUCACUAGCCAGGAUGAUGCACUGCUCUGCAAUGACUGCUACUGUAAUGAAUUCUCCUCCAAGUGUGUAGCCUGUGACAAGAUUGUCAUGCCAGGCACAAGAAAACUAGAGUAUGCUGGUUCUACUUGGCAUGAGGGCUGUUUCAUCUGUCACAGCUGCGCACAGCCAAUUGGCUCAAAGUCCUUCAUUCCCGACAAGGAUGAGCACUACUGCGUGCCCUGCUACGAGGACAAGUUCGCUCCACGCUGCACACGCUGUAAAAAGACCCUGACUAAAGGUGGAGUGACCUAUCGUGAUGAGCCGUGGCAUAAGGAGUGUUUUGUGUGCACCAACUGCAAGAUGCAGCUGGCAGGUCAGCACUUCACCUCCCGGGACGACAGCCCUUACUGCCUCAAGUGCUUUGGCAGCCUGUACGCCAAGAAGUGUGAGGCCUGCAGCAAACCCAUCACAGGCUUCGGAGGAGGAAAGUACAUCUCAUUUGAAGAUCGGCAGUGGCAUCAGCCGUGUUUCACCUGCUCGCAGUGCUCUGUUUCGCUUGUUGGUGCUGGCUUUUUCCCUGAUGGUGACAGAAUCUUAUGCCGUGACUGCCACAGCAGCCUAUAGAGCAAUUAUUUCCCAUAAUCCCACCUUUCCCUCAACUCACUCUUUAUUAUACCGAGAACCACAAGUCAUUACCAAGAUAGGUAACACAGGCUAACACAUACUGCCUCAGGUCAUUUUUUUAUAAGAUGUCAGUUACUUGACUUGAUUCUAAUCCAGACGCUGGUGUUCAAAAUCUUGUUUUGAUGCUGAAUUGUUUGCAUGAACCACCACAAAGAUUUCCCUAACCAAAUACGUAAUGAUUUUAUUCAUGGAGUGCCUUUAUUAUUACUGUGCAAACUGCUUGUCACUUUGCAAACCAUUUCUUAUUUUUUCUAUGAGUAAAAUGUCACUUCAGGUAGAAAUUGUGCUCUGAAGAGAAGACACCGAACACUGAUACAGUCUAGUGUAUAAAUCUUGCAGUCUGUAUUUUAAAAGUGUAAUGGAGUUACUGUUUUAAUGCUCUUCCAACUGCAGUUUUAUGCAUUUUGAAUGUUUCUUUUCCUCACGUGUCAGUUACCUUUCUCUGUUGUUUGUCUUUCUUUGUUCAUCUUAAACAAUUUACUGUAUAUAAUGAUUUACGAAGGAGGUGGGACAUUUUUUUUUGUAAAAGAAAAGUUUAAAGAAUUAGACAAUUUUUUUAUAAAUGAAAAGUAACAAUGAAAAGAAUAACAUGAAAAGCUGAACAUAUGUUUAGUAUCGUAGUCAUAUUUUGUUAGUCACUGCAAAUUGUUUGCACUUUGGGUAUGUAUGUGCACAUAAAAACACUCACCGUGCCUGCAUGUAACUGUUACAAAGACGAGGCACAAAAAAUACAGAGCAUUUUUUUUUGGUCAUGUAUCUGCUUAUGUUGAGCUUUGCAAUGACACUUUUUACAUAACAUUUCAUUUUCUUUCCUUUUUUUUUAGUCAUUGUAAUGAAUCUUUUUUUUAUAAUCAUUGUGCAAAGAGCCAGCAUUUAUAACCCAAAAGAAGCUGAAACAGCAACAUUACUGCUGUGUGUGGCAGGAAUAUGCACCGUCUUUCAUGAUUGGCCGCAAUAAUUAUUUUGUUUCUGUUGAUGCUGUUUUUUUUUUUCAUUGUAAGUUUGUAUGAUAUAAUGUAUGUGAAAAAAAUUUAUUAAAAAAAUCUUAAUAAUGUCAUUAUUUCAGCUUUGAUGCUGGUGAGUCAGAGUUGCCAAAUAUACAUUUUAAGAUGGAGAACAGGCCUGUAUGAACCUAACUGUAACUCAGAUGAGAAUGGCUGAAUUGUUAGUUUUAUUUUUGAAGCCUUUUUUGAAGCCUUACUAAAUAAAUUCACACUGAUUUUGA
Molecule: messenger RNA, 2134 nt
Organism: Archocentrus centrarchus (flier cichlid)
Lineage: Eukaryota; Metazoa; Chordata; Actinopteri; Cichliformes; Cichlidae
Product: four and a half LIM domains protein 3
Exons: 5
Coding region: 10-849 (279 amino acids)
Biological process (GO): actin cytoskeleton organization
Cellular component (GO): nucleus; Z disc; stress fiber
Molecular function (GO): transcription coregulator activity; actin binding
Source: RefSeq, a predicted model, not a curated record